Meriones unguiculatus (Mongolian gerbil) is the source of this 2655-nucleotide messenger RNA. RefSeq names its product ALG9 alpha-1,2-mannosyltransferase (gene Alg9). Gene Ontology annotation, biological process: protein N-linked glycosylation. The coding region runs from base 106 to 1935 and encodes 609 amino acids. The transcript is spliced from 16 exons. Gene Ontology annotation, molecular function: alpha-1,2-mannosyltransferase activity. NCBI's taxonomy places the organism in Eukaryota, Metazoa, Chordata, Mammalia, Rodentia, Muridae. The record is from RefSeq and is a predicted model, not a curated record. Gene Ontology annotation, cellular component: endoplasmic reticulum membrane.
CAAGGCAAUUUGUCCCUCGGCGGACACCGUUUCCCAGCUAAGCAAUGUCUGCGCUCUCGCGGAUAUCGUAGCGUGCGGAGUUCUACCCUUUCCUCCGCGCUGGGCAUGGCGAGCCGAAGGGCCCGGCAGCGCCUCAAGGGCGGCGGCGGCGGCGGCGGUGGCGGCGGGGACGCGGGCCCGGCCGCGGAGAAGCUGCGGGAGCUGCUGGGCAGCCGGGAGGCAGGCGCGCAGCCGCGGCCAGAGUCUGGAAAUAAAGCAGGGCAAGUCUGGGCCCCUGAAGGAUCCACUGCUUUCAAGUGUCUGCUCUCGGCAAGGUUGUGCGCUGCCCUUCUGAGCAACAUCUCGGACUGUGAUGAAACCUUUAACUACUGGGAACCAACACACUACCUCAUCUAUGGGAAGGGGUUUCAGACAUGGGAAUAUUCCCCGCUCUAUGCCAUCCGCUCGUAUGCUUACCUGCUGCUGCAUGCCUGGCCAGCUGCAUUUCAUGCACGGAUUCUGCAAACUAAUAAGAUUCUUGUAUUCUACUUUUUGAGAUGUCUCCUGGCUUUUGUGAGCUGUAUUUGUGAACUUUACUUUUAUAAGGCUGUGUGCAAGAAAUUUGGGCUGCAUGUGAGCCGGAUGAUGCUGGCCUUCUUGGUGCUCAGCACUGGCAUGUUUUGUUCAUCGGCUGCAUUCCUUCCUAGCAGCUUCUGCAUGUAUACUACGUUGAUCGCCAUGACUGGGUGGUACAUGGACAAGACACCCAUUGCUGUGCUGGGAGUGGCAGCGGGGGCUAUCUUAGGGUGGCCAUUCAGUGCAGCUCUUGGUUUGCCCAUCGCCUUUGACUCACUGGCCAUGAAACACAGGUGGAAGAGUUUCUUUCGUUGGUCCCUGGUGGCCCUGAUUCUUUUCCUGGUGCCUGUGGUGGUCAUUGACAGCUACUAUUAUGGAAAGUUGGUGAUUGCACCUCUCAACAUUGUUUUGUAUAAUGUCUUCACUUCUCAUGGACCUGAUCUCUAUGGUACGGAACCAUGGUAUUUCUAUUUAAUCAAUGGAUUUCUGAAUUUCAAUGUUGCCUUUGCUUUGGCUCUUCUGGUCUUGCCACUGACUUUUCUUAUGGAGUACCUGCUGCAGAGAUUCCAUGUUCAAAAUUUAGGACAUCCAUAUUGGCUUACCUUGGCGCCAAUGUAUAUUUGGUUUAUAAUUUUCUUCAUCCAGCCUCACAAAGAGGAGCGCUUUCUCUUCCCAGUGUAUCCGCUUAUAUGUCUCUGUGGUGCCGUUUCUCUUUCUGCACUUCAGAAAUGUUACCACUUUGUGUUUCAACGAUAUCGCCUGGAGCAUUACACUGUGACAUCCAGCUGGCUGGCAUUAGGAACAGUUUUCCUGUUUGGACUUCUGUCAUUCUCACGCUCUGUGGCUUUGUUCAGAGGAUAUCAUGGGCCCCUUGAUUUGUAUCCAGAAUUUUACCGAAUUGCCACAGACCCAACCAUCCACACUGUCCCAGAAGGCAGGCCUGUGAACGUUUGUGUGGGGAAAGAAUGGUAUCGAUUUCCCAGCAGCUUCCUUUUGCCUGAUAAUUGGCAGCUUCAGUUCAUUCCAUCAGAGUUCAGAGGUCAGCUACCAAAGCCUUUUGCAGAGGGACCACUGGCCACUCGGACUGUCCCUGCUGACAUGAACGACCAGAACCAAGAGGAGCCUUCCAGAUAUAUUGACAUCAGCAAAUGCCAUUACUUAGUGGAUUUGGACACUAUGAGAGAAACACCUCGGGAGCCAAACUACUCAUCCAACAGAGAAGAAUGGGUCAGCCUUGCCCACAGACCAUUCCUGGAUGCCUCUAGGAGGAUUAUCCCAAACUACCACUUCUUAGACCUGGAAUUCCUCGUUGGGGGUCUUCCAAGUUGCUCCGGGCAUUCUAUGUCCCCUUCCUGUCGGAUCAAUACACAGUGUAUGUGAACUACACCAUCCUCAAGCCUCGGAAAGCAAAGCAAAGCAGGAAGAAGACUGGAGCUUAGGAACGCCCCUGUGGCUCCAAGGGACAGCCAUCAUGUUAACUGACAGCUCCACUGAGCUGACUUCCUCCAAGUCAUAUAACACUUGUAAUAAAGGUCGGCUGACAAGAUGCCAGAUUCCGGGUGCUCUGAGCUCGUCAGUAUGUCAAAGUCUAAUCAGAGUCACACACAUCCUGCCCCUGUCUGGUCUGCAUGUGAGCUUUCUGCAGAUGGGCAGAGUCCCUAAAGCCUGGAGAGGUACAUUGCUCCGCUUCUCAUUGUUCUCCCUGUUGAGUUAUUUAUUAGCGCGGAGAAAAGCUGAGCACCCUGACUGGGUGUGUGCUGGUGUUCUCCACUCUCUGGCCUGGCAUCUGAGAACUAGCAAGCCUUCCUUAGGCCAUAUGGUUUCUCCACUAAAGUUGUUUGGCAGCUCCUAGCAGACCUUGUUCAAAUCCUAGUGCUGAGAAGAAGCACAGCCUGGUGCCAACUGACAUGUCCUUUCACCGCCAGCAGGCUUCAGCUUCUGAGAGCAUUCCCAGGACUGACACCAUGUCCCGAAGCUCAGGAAAAAGGCGACCGUGAAAGAACUGUGACCUAAUAUUAUCUAUGAUGCUUCUAAUUUUCUUUAAAACCGGUCUUAAUUAUUUGGCUAUUUGGGAAGUGUUUUAAGAUUUUUAAUGUUUCA